AAUUCUGGAUUGGGAACAAAGAUGCUUAAAACUCCUGGAAAUUUUGGUUUGGAAAGACAGAGAUCUUGUAGCUCAAUACCUCCCAACACAGCAAACCAUGUGGAGGAGGGUCACACCGGCAUGGCGACAACUCGUCGGAAGCAGAUGUCUGGUCCUUCUUCUCCUGCUUUCCACCAUGGGGAUGACCAUGCGUGCGGCAGCUUUGUCGGCGGGCCAUGACGGCGAUGAGAGAGCUCUUGUGGCUUUCAAGGAAAAGGUCUCCGACCGUUCCGGGGUGCUGGCAUCCUGGAACCAGAGUGUCAGCUACUGCACCUGGGAGGGCGUCAGGUGCAGCAAGAGACACCGGUCAAGGGUGGUCGUGCUGGACCUCCACUCCCAGGGGCUGUCUGGUACCAUCUCCCCCGCUAUCGGCAACCUCACGUUCCUCCGGUAUCUCGACCUGAGCAUCAACCCCUUGCACGGCGAGAUACCUCCCAGCAUCGGCUCCCUCCGCCGCCUCGAGUACCUCGGCCUGCAAAGGAACAUGCUCACUGGUGCGAUCCCAAUCAACAUUAGCCGCUGCACCAGCCUCAGGAGCAUGACAAUUGCUGACAACAAGGGGUUGCAAGGAAGCAUACCUGCUGAGAUCGGUGACAUGCCGUCUCUAAGUGUUUUACAGCUCUACAACAACAGCCUCACUGGGACCAUCCCGUCGUUACUUGGGAAUCUCUCUCAGCUGACCAAAUUAUCCCUGGCAGCUAACCAUCUCCAGGGAUCAAUCCCUGAAGGCAUUGGGAACAAUCCAAAUCUCGGCUUUCUUCAGCUGGCCAUAAACAAUUUCACGGGUUUGCUUCCUCUUUCGCUAUACAACCUGUCAUCUCUGCACAGAUUUUACAUGACGGACAACAAUCUGCAUGGCCGCCUACCAGCUGAUUUGGGGAGAAUCCUUCCUAGCAUGCAAGUGUUUGCGAUUGGGAAUAACCAAUUCGCAGGAUUUGUGCCUCCAUCAAUAACUAAUCUAUCUAGACUCCAGGCUUUCGAUGUUCCAAAUAAUAGAUUCAACGGGGUUUUCCCUUCAGCGUUGGGCAGAUUGCAAUACCUUCAAUGGUUUAAUCUGGUCGGGAACAUGUUUGAGGCAAACAAUGAGCAAGAAUGGCAGUUCCUUACUUCUUUGACAAAUUGCAGCAGGUUGCAACUGAUGUCCAUAGAACAAAACCGGUUUUCGGGGCAAUUGCCAACCUCAUUGUGUAACUUGUCCACCAACAUCCAAGAGAUAAAUAUUUUUGCUAACAAUAUAUCUGGUAUCAUCCCAUCAGAUAUUGGAAAUUUAAUAGGUCUUGAGGUGCUUGUUCUUGGCCGCAACUUGCUCGAUGGGAUCAUUCCUGAGAGCAUAGGGAGGCUUACACGAUUGAAGGAGCUAUAUCUGGGUUUCAACAACUUGUCAGGAUUUAUCCCAUCCUCCAUCGGAAACCUCACUGGUCUAUCCAAGCUUGGUGCAAGCUUCAACAGCCUGGAAGGACCGAUUCCAUCAAGCAUUGGAAGACUGACCAAACUUACACAGCUAGGUCUAUCCAGAAACCAUCUUACUGGCUCGAUUCCGAGCGAAAUUAUGCAGCUAUCAUCAAUCUCAAUAUAUUUAGCUUUGUCUUACAACUUGCUGAAGGGACCUCUUCCUUCAGAAGUUGGUAACUUGGUCAAUCUCGAAAAGCUCCUCCUAUCGGGGAACCAGUUGUCUGGUGAGAUACCUGCUACAAUUGGUGGCUGCGUAGUCCUGGAAACCCUCUUGAUGGAUGAAAAUUCAUUCGAAGGAAAUAUCCCUCCCAGUUUGAAGAACAUAAAAGGGCUUGCCGUACUAAACUUGACGAAAAAUAAACUGAACAGCAGCAUCCCAGAGGAUCUGAGAAAUAUUGCCAGCUUGCAGGAAUUGUAUCUUUCACACAAUGACCUAUCAGGAUCAAUCCCCAAACUACUAGGUUGUUCGACAUCACUGAUCCACCUCGACCUAUCCUUCAACAACUUACAAGGUGAAGUACCAAUAGAAGGGGUUUUCAGGAAUCUUACUGGAUUAUCAAUUGUCGGAAACAAUGAGUUAUGUGGUGGAAUACCACAGCUUCACCUGCCAAAAUGCCCAAGCCCUAAUAAAGGCUUGUCAAAGUCUCUGAGAAUAGCGGUCCUUACAACAGGAGGUAUCCUGGUCUUACUUGCAGCUUUUGCAAUAGCUGGAUUUCUUUACAGAAAAUUUAAGGCAGGACUAAAGAAGGAAUUAAUGCCACCUCAAUUGACCGAGAUUGACCUUCCCAUGGUUUCAUACAACAAAAUUCUCAAAGCAACAGAUGCCUUUUCAGAAGCCAAUCUGCUCGGAAAGGGAAGAUAUGGCACAGUAUACAAAUGUGCUCUAGAAAAUUUUGCCGCGGCUGUGAAGGUGUUUAAUCUGCAACAACCAGGAUCCUACAAAAGCUUCCAGGAUGAAUGUGAGGCACUAAGAAGAGUUAGGCACCGAUGCCUUGUAAGGAUCAUCACAUGCUGUUCAAGCAUCAACCACCAAGGUCAAGACUUCAGAGCACUAGUUUUCGAGCUCAUGCCUAAUGGCAGCUUAGACCGCUGGAUCCACCCAAAUAUUGAAACCCAAAACAGAAAUGGGACACUCAGCUUGUCACAGAGGUUGGAUAUUGCCGUUGAUCUUGUGGAUGCUUUAGACUAUCUUCACAAUGGUUGCCAACCUUCCGUCAUCCAUUGCGAUCUCAAGCCAAGCAACAUUCUUCUCACUCAAGAGAUGAGGGCUCGUGUUGGGGAUUUUGGCAUUGCUAGAAUUCUAAAUGAAGCUGCAAGCGAAGCUUCUGUGUGUUCCCUUAGCUCCAUUGGAAUAAGAGGCUCAAUCGGAUAUGUUGCACCAGAAUAUGGAGAAGGGCUUUCAGUAUCAACAUAUGGUGAUGUGUACUCCCUUGGCAACACUUUGAUAGAGAUGUUUACAGGAAGGUACCCAACAGAUGAUAUGUUCAGAGAUGGGCUAAGCCUGCAUUACUUUGCAGACGCAGCAGCUCUUCCUGAGAAGGUCAUGGAGAUAUCAGAUUCCAACAUCUGGCUGCAUGAUGAAGCAAACGAUAGCAAUGAUACAAAAUAUAUAACCGGAGCCAAGGAAUGUUUGGCUGCCAUCAUGCAGCUUGCUGUCCUAUGCUCAAAGCAAUUGCCCAGAGAGCGGCUGUCAACAAGCGAUGCUGCUGCAGAGGUGCAUGCUAUCAGAGAUUCCUACCUCAGUAAUCAGUGAUGAAGUGACGUCAAAUCAUAUCAAAAUACCAGAAACCACUAUCAUAUACCGAUUAAUAUGGGUUCUUCAAAUUUAUUCUUGAAGUCGGUACUAUAUUGUGAUGUAAACCCUGUCAACUGGUACUGUAUUCUUGAAUUGUUCACUGUCUACAUAUUAUCAUUUGCAACAGCAUUUGGUGUGGUCUAGGGUACAAAUAAAUAAGACAAUGGCGUACGUCUUCCAAAAGUUUAUUUCAGUCCAACCAUCCCUGAAUAAGUCAGCCUGUAACUGUGAGAGAUGAGUCUCAGCUUGCUUAUGAUUUAAUCUAGAUUUCACA
This is a messenger RNA of Brachypodium distachyon (stiff brome), 3560 nucleotides long. Its product is annotated as putative receptor-like protein kinase At3g47110. Bases 98 to 3244 code for a protein of 1048 amino acids. Gene Ontology annotation, biological process: protein phosphorylation. Gene Ontology annotation, molecular function: protein kinase activity; ATP binding; protein binding. Lineage: Eukaryota; Viridiplantae; Streptophyta; Magnoliopsida; Poales; Poaceae. The transcript is spliced from 2 exons. The record is from RefSeq and is a predicted model, not a curated record.